CUCAGUGAUACUCGCCCUGCAUAAAUCAAGGUCUUCUUAGCUAUUUACACUUUUUACUAGUCGAACAUGGCUCAGCAGGAAUACAAGAUGCUAAGUGACAAAAUGUUCACAUACAAAGGAACGGUCAUGAAUCUCGGAGACAAUUAUGAUCUCACUCCUGAAUAUAUUGACAGUUUGUUGGAUUUUGAAACAAAGGACGAUGAUGUCUUUGUUGUUACCUUCCCCAAAUCCGGUUCAGUAUGGACCCAACGGAUCAUGACAUUAAUAUACGCUGACGAUUUUCCGGACAAAGCCAACCAAAUCACAUAUUACCAGAUGCCCUGGCUAGAGUAUCGAAUAACGGGGAGAGACUACAACACACGUCCAUCUCCAAGACUCUUCUGUUCUCAUUUACUCCAGCCGCUGAUGCCCAAAAUGCUGCAAAGACGAGGAAAAGUCAUAUACGUCAUGAGAAACCCUAAAGAUGUCAUGGUGUCAUAUUUCCAUUUUUCCAACAACAUGACAAGCCUGGAUUCAUCUGAGAACUUCGAUGAGAUGCUGGAAAAGUUCUUUACAGGAUGCAUGCUUGGUGGCUGUUGGUUUGACCACAUUAAAGGAUGGAUCACAAAUAAAGACAAAUACAACAUCCUGAUCCUUACUUAUGAAGAAAUGAUCAAGGACCUGAGAUCCGUCAUUGUGAAAAUCUGUGAGUUUGUGGGAAAGAGUCUGUCAGACGCAGCGAUCGAUAAAGUGGUGGAAACAGCCACGUUCAAGCACAUGAAGAAAGAUCCCUUGGCCAACUAUGAAUCCCUUUCUCUGACUGACACAGACUGUCCAAAAGGACCUUUUUUACGCAAAGGAACAGUUGGGGACUGGAAGAACUCUUUAACCGUGGUUCAGAAUGAAUAUUUUGACCACGUCUAUCAGGAAAGAAUGAAGGACACACCUCUUAACAUGAUCUGGGACAUCUCAGAAUUACAGGGAUGAAAACUUAAGCUGUUAAAUCCAUUUUACAAACUAAUAAAGCACUAUCAAAAUAAUAAAGGGAAGGC
Carassius auratus (goldfish) is the source of this 1031-nucleotide messenger RNA. Its product is annotated as amine sulfotransferase-like. NCBI's taxonomy places the organism in Eukaryota, Metazoa, Chordata, Actinopteri, Cypriniformes, Cyprinidae. Gene Ontology annotation, molecular function: sulfotransferase activity. Bases 67 to 966 code for a protein of 299 amino acids. The record is from RefSeq and is a predicted model, not a curated record. The transcript is spliced from 6 exons.